Messenger RNA from Auanema sp. JU1783, 774 nucleotides. The record is from the annotation of a GenBank genome assembly. Lineage: Eukaryota; Metazoa; Nematoda; Chromadorea; Rhabditida; Rhabditidae.
AUGCUUACCUGUGGAAAUAUAUGCCGGCGUGUUUGGUCCUUUAUAAAAAACCGUUUUCUACUAUUGGUCUCCUUUAUCAAAGGAGAGUCCAACUGUUUUGAAAAUGACAUUGAAGGAAUGUCGAACGUGAAGAAACAAAGUUCUGCUGCUCCUCCAGGAGGGAAUGCACCUGUUGUUCACAAGGUAAUUAUGGUAGGAAGUGGAGGAGUAGGUAAAUCAGCUCUAACCCUUCAAUUUAUGUAUGACGAGUUUGUGGAAGAGUACGAACCAACGAAAGCAGAUUCAUAUCGUAAGAAAGUUGCUCUCGAUGGAGAAGAGUGCUCAAUAGAUAUCUUGGAUACUGCUGGCCAAGAAGAUUAUUCUGCUAUUAGAGAUAAUUAUUACCGCAGUGGAGAAGGAUUCAUUUGUGUUUUCUCAAUCUUGGAUAUGGAAUCAUUUGAAGCAACCAACGAAUUCCGUGAGCAAAUUCUUCGAGUAAAGAACUCAGACAACUCGGUACCGAUCAUUCUAGUUGGUAACAAAGCCGAUAUGAGAGAAGACCGUCUCGUACCUCUAGAACUUGCCAGACAAAGAGCUGAGCAAUGGGGCGUGAUGUAUAUUGAAACUUCUGCCAAACGAAGAGAAAAUGUCGACAAGGUGUUCUACGAUUUGAUGCGGGAAAUUAAAAGAAGAAAGGGAGGCACUCUAGGAAACGGAGGCGCGGGUCAUGAUGCAGGAACAAGUGGCUCCAGAACGAAGAAACGAGGAAUCAAGAAACACUGCAGUAUUCUCUGA